Messenger RNA from Rhopilema esculentum, 6219 nucleotides. RefSeq names its product calcium-transporting ATPase type 2C member 1. The record is from RefSeq and is a predicted model, not a curated record. Gene Ontology annotation, molecular function: ATP hydrolysis activity; ATP binding; P-type calcium transporter activity. Gene Ontology annotation, biological process: calcium ion transport. Lineage: Eukaryota; Metazoa; Cnidaria; Scyphozoa; Rhizostomeae; Rhizostomatidae. Gene Ontology annotation, cellular component: membrane.
AUAAAGCAUGUAGCUUUUGGCUGGCCUUUUUGCAUAUCGAUUGUACGUGUCCUUUGAACGACAAAUUAUUAUCAAUACUUAUUCCAAGAAGUUUUUGUUCUUUACUUGGUUUAAUUAUCGUUUUAUCUAUUUUCAGAGAUGUGUCAUUGCUGCCUUUACCAAAAUUUAUAAGGUGGCAUUUGUCCCCAUUCAUUUUCAUAUAAUUAUAUUGAAACCAUUCUCUCAAAAUAACUACGUCUUGUUCUAGUAUUUUAGUAGCCUGCUUAAUGUCUUGGUGGAUGACAUAUAGCGUUGUAUCAUCAGCAUAAUUGCAUAUUUGGCUAUUUGAUAUAAACAUAAACAUGUCAUUUAUGUAUAUAUUGAACAAAAGAGGUCCCAAAACUGAUCCUUGUGGCACACCUAAACUCGUGGUUUUCCAUUCACUGAAAGAGCCGUUUAUUUUGACUCUUUGUUUUCUCUGGCUAAGGUACGAAAAUGUGAAAUUCAAGGCGCUUCUACUAAAACCAUAAGUAUUGAGUUUAGCAAUCAUUAGGUCAUGAUUCAGACAGUCAAAUGCUUUUGACAGAUCCAUCAAUAGUGCACUGGCUGUUUCUUUAGUAUCUAGAGCUUUUUUGCAAUUUUCUAUGAGUCUGAGUAAUGUAUGUUGGGUGCUAUAAUUCCUUCUGAAACCACAUAGCAGUGGUGAUAGAAAACCCUGAGCGAAGGGAGUAAUUUGUGAUUCCAUGAUUCUCUUAUAUAUUUUUGAUGCUGACGGUAAGGUAGCAAUUUAUCUAUAAUUUUUCUUACUGAAUUUAUCAUCUUUUUUAUGUGUCAGUUGAACCACAUGUAGAAAAGCCUUCAAUAGAUAUUCUAGGCUUCUACAGAAACAAAUAUUGUUUCUUGCAACGUUAAUGAGCCACACGCUCAGACACCGCGCAUCAGUCUAAAAGUAGCGGGGCUGACAAGGGCGUUACCAAAAUUUUUGAGGUUGGAAAACGCCGGAAAACGUCCCUUUUAGAAAAUGCUUGCCUAUUUCCACUGAUUUUUUCAUAAACAGUCUGAUUAAGAGAAGAUAUUAAUGUCUAUAAGAGAAAAUUAGCUUGAUGAUAAUAAAACAUCAAGCUAAUCAAGUUAGAAAACCCAUCAUAUCAUUAAACAAGAUAAAACACCUAGAAAAUGAACAAAAAAGGUUUCCCAGUCAAGAAGUACGCUAGUACUUGAAACCCCUUAGAGUAAACUUUCCAAAGUUGCGUGAGAGUAAACUUUCUAAUAAAAAUUCAAACCUAUUUUUGCAGAAAUGCUAGGGGGCUAUAGCCCCUGCUAGCACAAUGGCUGUGCGGUGCCUGGACAUGCUGUCCUUCUUCGGAAAUUUAGAUAAGGUUGUCCCCUCUGCGGAACUAAAGUCACGACUCCCUUGCAUGUACCUUGGGCGGCGCCAGAGGGGGGCUGGAGGGCGUCAGCCCUCCCCUACGUUUUUGCAAAAAAAGUGUUUUUAAGAAAAUAAAAAAGAAUAUUGGAUAUCAUAAAUUAGUGAAUUCCAUUUUAACACUGGAGUUUAUCAAACGCAAUAAAAGCAUGAAGAGACUGGAAAAAAGUUUGUUGUUUUAUAAAGAACUUGCAUAGAGGACUGGCUACUUUUUUACAUGGUUUCAAUUACAUUAAAUAUUUUGCCUCUUAAGUCCUAUACCUAAACUAAAUUCCUUCUUCAAUGGCAAAAUGAAGAAAGUGAAAUGUGGCAAAGUGGCAAGUACACUCAGAAGGCCUCGUUUCGGAGCAAGUUAGAUUACCUUUUUUCAGUGGCCUAAUUUUUGCCAGUUGCUGGACUUGGAAGAUUACGUUGAGAUCUUAAAACCUUUAAGAAUAGCUGAAGGAGUGCUCAAGCUCAACUGUAUACAGAGCUUACAGGUGGCAGCACCAGCGAUCUAAUUUCGUGUUUCAAGAUUGACAAGUUUUCUUUGUUUGGGCCUAGUAGGCCAAUCAGACAGGUACGUGAUGUGUAAGAAAAGGGGACAGCAUUUAACACGCAUUUUGGGUAAAAAUGAAGUUUAAAAGCACCUCGGAAUGUACGGAUAUUUUGCAAGAAGAAAAAGAGGAAGAAAAUAAGACUCAGAAAGGUGAAGAAACGAGAUCUAAUAAAAAGAAAAAGAAAAAACAAACUGAGACCAAAGCAGGAAGAAAUCCGACUGCCGAAGAGAAGAAAGACAUGAUGACGGUAAUAACAUCUGAGAAGGCAACAUCAAUGGAUGUUAACGAAAUGCUGAAGGUUUUGAAUUCUGAUAUAAAGACUGGACUUUCAGACAGUGAAGCCAAAAGGCGUAAAAGAUUGUACGGUGCAAAUGAAUUUGAUGUUGGUGGAGAUGAGCCUCUUUGGAAAAAAUAUAUAUGUCAGUUCAAAGAGCCAAUGAUAAUAUUGUUGUUAGCAAGUGGUCUUGUCAGCAUCAUAAUGCACCAAUAUGAUGAUGCUAUCAGCAUAACUGUGGCCAUUAUAAUAGUGGUUACAGUUGCAUUCGUCCAAGAAUAUAGAUCUGAUAAAUCGGUACAGGCAAUAACCAAACUAGUUCCACCAAGCUGUCACUGUUUGAGGGAUGGUGAAUGGAAAACAUUUUUAGCUGCAGAACUUGUGCCAGGGGAUAUUGUCUUUUGUGAUGUUGGUGACAGGGUGCCAGCAGAUAUAAGACUUUUUGAGGCAAUUGAUUUACAAGUUGAUGAAUCAAGUUUUACUGGGGAAACAGAACCAGCUACAAAGUUUACAAAUGUGCAAUGUGAGAAAGGAAGUGGUAUAUCAGCAAGAAGAAACCUCUCUUUUAUGGGAACAUUGGUGCGAUGUGGCAGAGGAAAGGGGAUAGUGUUUGGUACUGGAUUAAAUUCUGAGUUUGGACAUGUGUUCAACAUGAUGAAAUCUGAAGAGCCUCCAAAGACUCCUCUGCAAAAAAGUAUGGAUAUCCUUGGGAAGCAGUUGUCAUCGUACUCAAUGUUGAUAAUCGGCUUCAUAGUUCUGCUUGGCUGGCUGCAGAAUCGCAAAAUUCUUGAAAUGUUCACAAUUGGUGUCAGUUUGGCAGUCGCUGCGAUCCCGGAAGGACUACCAAUCGUCGUAACAGUUACUUUAGCAAUUGGAGUGAUGCGAAUGGCCAAAAGAAAUGCGAUAGUGAAAAAGUUGCCAGUUGUAGAGACCCUGGGUUGUGCAAGUGUCAUUUGCUCAGACAAAACGGGCACGCUCACAAAAAACGAAAUGAAAGUCACAGAGUUAUAUCUUGCUGAUGGCCGACGACUAGAGGUAUCUGGUGUUGGUUACAGCGGCCAUGGCCAAAUUUUCUUGGAAGACGAGGCAGCUAAUGAUUAUACAGAUACUGGGUUAACAAAUCUCGUCAAGGCUAGUUGUAUUUGCAACAAUGCUCAGAUAAAAAAUGGCACACUCAUGGGACAACCAACGGAAGGAGCAAUGUUAGCUGUCGGACUCAAGCUCGGUUUGGUUGGAAUAAAUGAUUUGUACGAAAGGACAGAAGAAAUACCGUUCAACUCUGAUCGCAAGUGGAUGGCUGUAAAGUGUAAAAAGCUAUAUUCGUCUCUUGAGGAACCAGCUGAACUUUACUACUUGAAAGGCGCCCCUGAAAGGGUUCUUAGGCAGUGUAAGCACUGGGGCUCGACAAUCAACCAGCAAAGUCUGGAAGAACCUGACUACAGCAGAAUCAUGGAAAGGUCAAAAGAGAUGGGGAUGCGAGGCCUCAGAGUGAUUGCUGUAGCAUUUGGAUCAGACUUGCAAUCAAUGACGUAUCUUGGAAUAAUGGGCCUAAUGGAUCCACCCAGAAACGGAGUCCCAGAGGCCAUCCAAGUUUUGAAUCGGAGUGGCGUUUCCGUUAAGAUGCUGACUGGUGACGCGCGAGAAACUGCCGUUGCGAUAGGUAAGAUGCUUGGUUUGAAAAACGAGUCUUCGAUCACUUUGUCUGGAGAACAAAUUGAAUCAAUGGAUUCUUUUGAUUUAGAGAGUGUUAUUGAAGAGGUUUCCAUCUUUUACCGGGUUAGCCCUAAGAACAAAGUUACAAUUGUCAGGGCUUUACAGCGGUGUGGCCAUGUGGUUGCCAUGACAGGAGACGGCGUUAACGAUGCUGUUGCACUUAAAAGGGCAGAUAUUGGCAUUGCCAUGGGAAAAAUUGGCACUGACGUCAGCAAAGAGGCUGCAGACAUGGUUCUGGUAGAUGACGAUUUCAAAACCAUAAUGGCGGCGAUAGAGGAAGGAAAAGGAAUCUAUUAUAACAUCAGAAAUUUUGUGAGAUUUCAGCUAAGCACGAGCAUAGCCGCGCUGUCACUCAUUACAAUUUCAACACUCAUGAAAUUUCCAAAUCCACUCAAUGCAAUGCAGAUUCUGUGGAUAAAUAUCAUUAUGGAUGGACCGCCUGCACAAAGUCUUGGCGUUGAACCAGUCGACAAAGAUGUGAUGAGCAGACCUCCAAGGAAAGCUUCUAACCCAAUGAUCACGAAGUUCCUUGUGUUUCAAGUCAUCUCAUCUGCCUGUCUAAUUGUUCUUGGCACAUUGUUCAUAUUUUGGCGCGAGAUGGCUGACAACAUUGUAACACCACGUGACACAACCAUGACUUUCACUUGCUUUGUCUUCUUCGAUAUGUUUAAUGCCUUAAGUUGUCGCUCACAGACGAAGUCGAUUUGUGAAAUUGGCUUCUUCAGCAACAAGAUGUUCAUCUAUGCGGUCGGGGGGUCAAUUAUUGGACAAAUGCUGGUUAUUUACACACCCCCCUUGCAGUCCGUGUUUCAGACAGAAGCACUUAGUGCUCUGGACCUGUUGCUGUUGGCAUCUAUAGCUUCUUCUGUUUUUAUUCUAGACGAAAUACGAAAAUUAUUUUUGAAAUUAAAGACAAAUAGGAAAAAACGAGGCGAUAAAUUGGUUGGAUUAGUGUAAUUAUCGUUAUUAUAACCAGACCAUUUUAACAUCGUUUCAACCCAACGCAUUGAUCGAUUGAUAGAAAGUGGGUUUGGAAAUGUAUUUAUUGUUACGAUUAACGUAACAAAAUAUCGCAUCUGAUUACGAUUAAUUAAGGCGACAGAACAAUGAAAGAGAAAAUGGAUGAGAUUAAUAUCGACAAGUUAACUUUAAAAGAUUGGGAUUAUUAAUUAUCAUGCUAUCGAUAUUUCUCAUUGCUUUUCGUCCAUCCCAUUGCUAAAAAUAUUAUAUUGGCCACGUUUCAAUUCAAAUCGAGUCAAAGUAGUUGCAAAGAUUCGAUAACGCAGAAAGUGCCUGGCCUAAGGUAGUUUUUAAUGUUUUAAAAGAGCAUGGAUUAAAUAUUCAAAUGUUGUGUUUUGCUUGUAGUUUUUUACUUUUAUGUCAAUAGUAACAUCAAGCCCCCCUUCUCCCCCCCCUCACCCUCAUAAUCCAAAUUUGUAUAUGGUCCUUGCAAAAAUUAUAUUAUUGUAAAUAAGACCCCGCUCGAAUGAGCUUACGUGGAUAGUGUUGUUCUUUAUUCACUACCUCUUUGCCAGGUAUAUCUAUAUUGCAAAGUUUGGUACCAAACAAAACUCCGUUUUGGUACGUUUUGUUCUUUGGAGGAGCAAAGACCCUAGGGCAGACAACGCGAUAUGAUUGUGGGGUUAUUUUUUGAACACUUGAAGUUUGUAGGUACUUAAAGUUUUUUUGUAAGGAUUAUAAUUUCGAGACGGAGAUUGUGGGAUGAGAGGCAAGUUUUGACGCCAAAAACGACGACAAUAACCUUAUUAAUUGAACUGUAAACAAAAUUCACUUAUUGUAGGGCUACAUCUGUCUUGAAAAUGGUGUUGAUAUUAAAUUUUCGCCUAGCAUUCCUUGGUUUUUUCGAUUUUAUGCUGUCAAACGUAACAGCAACAUAAAGUUACUAUAUUUCAUUUAUUACAAUCCCAGCUUCCAGUAGCACUUUGUGAUGCAUAUAUUCAGCAACUCCUUAAAGAUUUAAUAGGUGAACUUUAAAAAGGAUCACACUUUGAUGUAUUUUUUGACAGUGAUAGAUUUUUUUUUUUUGCAAAAGAGCUUAAAAUUAAUUUUUGAUUAACACCAAUAAACGGUUUAAAAUGCUCGAAUCCUUAAGAUUGUUACCUAUGUUUAUUUUCCAGAAAAAGUUCCAUUUAAUCGAAACCUAUUAACGAACCUGUUAUACAAAUCUGUUAAUAUUUUAUUUAAUGAUCUAUGAUUCACAAUUCAGUCGUUAUAUUUAUUAUCUAAUACGAAUGAAAAUAAUUUGUUUAUGUUUGUUUACAUUUGAA